UAGAGAACAUUAAAGAAAUAAUUUUUGAUAUAUCAUCAAACAUGGCAAGAGAAAACAUUUUUUUACACUAUAAUAUAGUGUUAAUUAGUUUCUUGGCAUUUUUGUUUUUGGUAACAGAAGGGGCACCUAAAAGUGCCCUGGUAUCACAAAUCCCUGGCUUCAAUGGCAAUUUUCAGUCAAAACAUUAUGCAGGGUAUGUUACCAUAGACGAAAAACAUGGCAAGAAAUUGUAUUACUACUUUGUUGAGUCUGAAAGAAAUCCAUCAAAGGAUCCAGUUGUUCUUUGGCUCAAUGGUGGACCUGGCUGUUCAGGCUUUGAUGGCUUUGUCUUUGAGAAUGGACCUUUUAGUUUUGAGUUGGGAAAGACAAAUGAUAGCCUGCCUUCUCUGCAUAACAAUCCAUACAGUUGGUCCAAGGUUUCCAGUGUAAUAUAUCUCGACUCUCCUGCUGGUGUUGGAUUUUCUUACUCGGGAAAUAAAUCCGACUAUGUAACAGGAGACUUAAAGACUGCAUCUGAUAGCCACUCGUUUCUCCUCAAGUGGUUUGAGAUCUAUCCGGAGUUCCUCACGAACCCAUUUUACAUAUCUGGAGAGUCCUAUGCUGGAAUUUAUAUACCAACUCUGUCUCACGAAGUAGUAAAAGGUAUUGAUGCUGGAGUAAAGCCUGCUAUCAACUUUAAGGGUUACAUGGUGGGAAAUGGCGUGACAGAUGAAAUAAUAGACGGUAAUGCUCUUGUUCCAUUUCAACAUGGUAUGGGCCUCAUUUCAGAUAAAUUAUACGAGGAAGUUACCGUUGCAUGUCAUGGAAAUUUCUACAAACCAGUGGAUAAGAAUUGUAAAGAAAAGCUAGCUAAAAUUGAUCAGGAUGUUAAGGAUCUAAACGUUUAUGACAUUCUAGAACCGUGUUACCACAGCAAAGAACCUAGUGGAAUUACCUCCGAUAACUCAAAAUUGCCAAUGAGCUUUCGUACACUAGGUGAGACAGAAAGGCCUCUUCCAGUCAGAAAAAGAAUGUUUGGCCGUGCAUGGCCUUUUAAAGCUCCAGUAAGAGAGGGACUUGUCCCAACUUGGCCGGAGCUUCUCAAUGGUGGAAACGUCGCUUGCACAGAUGAUCGUGUUGCAACUGUGUGGCUAAACAAUGAAGAAGUCCGUAAAGCACUUCACGCUGAACAAAAAACUGUGACAGGUCCGUGGAUGCUAUGCACAAACAACUUAAAGUUCAGUCAUGAUUCUGGAAGCAUGAUUCAGUAUCACAAAAACCUCACAGAUCGGGGAUAUCGGGCACUCAUAUACAGUGGGGAUCACGAUAUGUGUGUGCCAUACACUGGUUCAGAAAAAUGGACAAGUUCACUUGGAUAUCCGAUCGUGGAUGAAUGGAGGCCUUGGUAUGUGAAUGAACAAGUUGCAGGUUACAUACAAGGUUAUGCUAACAACCUCACUUUUCUGACUAUUAUGGGAUCUGGACACACUGUGCCGGAGUACAAACCACGAGAGGCGUUGGCGUUCUACACCCGCUGGCUAGAAGGCAAGAACAUAUGAUAAUAUGAAUAAUGAAGACUGAAUUAAUUAGUAGACAUUAAUUAAGUCCAAUUAUUUCAGAGAGAUUUCUCUUUUUCCCUAUGACUCUUCUUUAAAAAGGAAUUUCUUUGUAAAAAAGAGUGAUGAAGGGAGAAGGAUAUUAGAUUUUUACCAUAUAAUUGAAGAUAUAUACUACUAUAUUGUAUCUUAUUACUUACUUUUUAUGCAUAUAUAUGCUCAUAGUAAUUUCUCUCC
This is a messenger RNA of Capsicum annuum, 1772 nucleotides long. RefSeq names its product serine carboxypeptidase-like 20. The coding region runs from base 42 to 1538 and encodes 498 amino acids. Gene Ontology annotation, molecular function: acyltransferase activity, transferring groups other than amino-acyl groups; serine-type carboxypeptidase activity. The record is from RefSeq and is a predicted model, not a curated record. Gene Ontology annotation, biological process: proteolysis; secondary metabolic process. NCBI's taxonomy places the organism in Eukaryota, Viridiplantae, Streptophyta, Magnoliopsida, Solanales, Solanaceae. The transcript is spliced from 14 exons.